AUGAAGGAUAGUACUUUUGAUCGACAAAGCCAGCUCAAGGCUUUCGACGAAACAAAAGGAGGCGUCAAAGGCCUAGUCGACACCAAAAUCACCCAAGUACCUCAAAUUUUCAUUCAACCUCCUGAUGAGUUUGCAGUAGCCAAAGAUGGUUAUUAUGACUUACCCGUAAUAAACUUGCAUGGAUUCAACUCGGAUCCAGUUCAACGAAAAGAGAUUAUUAACGAAAUUGAAGAAGCAUCCAUGAGAUGGGGUUUCUUCCAAGUGAUUAACCAUGAGAUCCCAGUUAGUGUUUUAAGAGAAAUGAGAGAUGGGGCACUUAGAUUCUUUAAUCAGGAUCAUGAAGUUAAGAAAGAAUGGUAUGUUACGGAUAGUACAAAGAAGAUCUUUUAUAAUAGUAAUGUUGAUCUUUCUAGCACUCUGCCUGUUCGUUGGAGGGAUUCGUUUCAUUGCAGGAUGGCUCCUGAUCCUCCAAAUCCAAUAGAAUUGCCUCCACCUUGCAGGGAUAUCUUGAUUGAGUACUCGAAACAAGUGACCAAAUUGGGGUGUUCUUUAUUCGAGUUGAUUUCAGAGGCUCUUGGGCUUACUUCAAGUUACCUUAAAGAUAUUGGCUGUGCGGAUGGACUCGCCACAAUAUGCCAUUACUAUCCAGCAUCUCCACAACCAGAACUAACAAUAGGGGCCCGAAAGCAUGCUGACAAUGACUUUCUAACUGUACUUUUACAAGACCAUAUCGGCGGCCUCCAAUUCCUUCACCAGAAUCACUGGGUUAAUGUUCCAUUUGUACCUGGAGCUCUUGUGGUCAAUAUUGGAGACCUUUUGCAAUUGAUAUCAAACGACAAGUUCAUUAGCGCAGAACACAGAGUGGUGUCGAGCAAUAUUGGUCCACGGGUAUCGGUGGCUUGUUUCUUCACAACAGGAACCGUAACCACUGGCAAGAUCUUUGAACCCAUUAAGGAGCUGCUAUCAGAUGAAAAUCCAGCCAAGUAUCGCGCCACCACAAUGAAGGAAUACGUUCAACACUCACAUUCUAAGGUCUUUGAUAAAUCUUCUAUGUUGCAUUUCAGGAUCUAG
This is a messenger RNA of Erigeron canadensis, 1071 nucleotides long. Its product is annotated as 1-aminocyclopropane-1-carboxylate oxidase homolog. Bases 1 to 1071 code for a protein of 356 amino acids. The transcript is spliced from 3 exons. Lineage: Eukaryota; Viridiplantae; Streptophyta; Magnoliopsida; Asterales; Asteraceae. The record is from RefSeq and is a predicted model, not a curated record.